AUGUGGGCGACACAUUCGUCACCAGCAAUGCAAGCAUCACAGCAUGUCGAGUUGAGCUCCACUCCUCAUGAUCUCAGAGCCAUCAUAGAAGGAGUUUUAUUUUGUAGUGCUCUCCAAAUAAAGAAGUUCACCUUGAUCGGUGGAAAAAGUGAAAUAAUCACUUCCUUCACGGCAAUGUGGUUUCUCGGGGUGAUUCGUUUCUUGAUUCUUCUUCUUCUUCAUCGGUCUUGGUUGUGUUCUGCUAUUUUGGAUCCUGUUGAUUUUUUAGCAUUACAAUCGAUUAGAAAAUCGUUGGAGGAUAUGCCAGGGUCUAAUUACUUUUCUUCAUGGGAUUUCACUUCUGAUCCCUGUAAUUUCGCCGGCGUUUACUGCGAAGGGGAAAAAGUUGUGGCGCUGAACCUCGGCGAUCCACGCGCCGGUGCUCCUGGUUUAUCCGGUCGACUUAAUCCUGCUAUCGGAAAGUUGACUGCUCUCGCUGAGUUUACGGUUGUUCCUGGUCGGAUCAUGGGUGCAUUGCCGUCGACUUUGUCGCAACUGAAGAAUCUACGGUUUUUAGCCGUUAGUCGGAAUUUUAUCUCCCAUGAAAUUCCGGCGACAUUAGGUGAGCUUCGGUGGUUGAGGACGCUUGAUUUGAGUUACAAUCAGAUCACCGGUGGUGUUCCUUGGGCCAUUGGAAAUUUACCAUCAUUAACUAAUCUUAUCCUCUGUCACAAUCAUCUAUCCGGUUCUAUUCCUCAUUUUGCUUCUCAAACUCUAUCCCGGCUGGACCUCAAACACAACGAAUUAUCCGGUUCGAUUGCACCUGGUUCUCUCCCUCCUUCGUUACAAUACCUUUCCCUAUCUUGGAACCGGUUUUCUGGUCCGGUAGACCGUGUGAUAUCUCGACUGAACCGGUUAAACUACCUAGACCUAAGCCUGAACCAAUUCAACGGUCUAAUCCCGGGUUGCAUAUUCAGUUUCCCAAUCACCAACCUCCAACUCGAGCGAAACCAGUUUUCUGGACCGGUCCAGCCGGGAAGCUCGGUUUCAAUACAGACCGUUGAUCUUAGCCACAAUAUGUUGUAUGGAAAAGUGUCUCCACUUUUCGCAACCGUACAGAAUCUUUACCUGAACAACAACCGGUUCACCGGUUCAGUUCCGACGAUUUUUGUGGACCGGUUGAUGGCCGGCAGCAUACAGUUGUUAUACCUACAGCAUAAUUUUUUGACCGGAAUGCCGAUUAAUCCGAGGGCUUUGAUUCCUAUGAGCAGUUCGUUGUGUUUGCAGUACAAUUGCAUGAUCCCACCGGUUCAGACCCCAUGCCCGAUUAAUGCUGGUACCCAGAAGACCCGCCCCACUUCGCAGUGCAUGGAAUGGAAAGGCUAAAAUAGGGAAUUUAAUUUAUAUUAUAUUAUAUACUCGUUUAAUUUUGCUACUUAAUAUUACUAGAAAAGGUAAUCAUAUAUAUUACUUAUAUAUACUUUUGGGAGGGAGG
This is a messenger RNA of Lactuca virosa, 1474 nucleotides long. The record is from the annotation of a GenBank genome assembly. Lineage: Eukaryota; Viridiplantae; Streptophyta; Magnoliopsida; Asterales; Asteraceae.